GAUACCACACGCAUACAAAGAAAAGAUACAUACUGAAAAAACAAACUACAUAACUAUUGAAAUUUAGCGUAUUUGAACUGAUGGAGUGGCUCAAGUGGUAGAGUGCUUGCCUUCCAAAUGUGAGACCCUGAGUUCAAAGCCCAGUACCGUCUUAAAAAAAAAGAAAUUUAGCAUAUUUAUCAUUCAUUUCACAUUUUAGAAAAUAGUGAUCUCUCUGAUACUUAAUUUAUUUCAUGCAUUUCUUCUCUGUAGUUUGCAUUUUCAAAUCACUUGUAUAGUGUUUAAUGGUUUUGUGCUUUUGUGAUUGAAGGUACAGAUGUGACAAUUGUUUUUUUUGUUCGUUUUUGUUUUGUGGUAUUAGAGUUUGAACUCAGGGCCUCUCACUUGCUAGUCAGGCAUUUUACCACGUGAGCCACACCCCCAGCCAGAUUUUUCACAGUUGGAUGAGAUUUGUCUUUCAGAUAGUUUAAAAAACAAGGGUUUUGAUAACUAAUCAUAAGCAGGAUACUGAGAAUAAGGAGUGGCAUUAUAGAAAUGAAAAAUAUCUGUGGUUAAAUUUCUUUUUCUGGCCCUUUGAUAUUUGUGUUUUCACAGGUCUCUGAAAAGGUAUCUGGUUUGUGAAGUUAGCAUAGCUUGCAAUGAAAAGAAGAAAUACCUUAAGGUCAGAACUGGAUAUGUAGGAAUCCUGAUAGAAAAUGAUAAAAGCCAUCCCUUCCUCAUGAGCCAUUUGGAUAAAUUAAAUGAGGUGUUAUAUGUGAAGUUCAAUAUAUAACCACUGAAUUGAGAGAAUGCCUUCCAAAAGACUAGAAUCAUCCUGAGGUUAGCAUUAAACUUCUCCCAGUGGAGCCCAUGACUUCUGAUCAGGACGCUAAAGUUGUGGCUGAACCGCAGGCGCAGCGAGUCCAGGAGGGCAAGGACAGCUCUCAUCUGAUGAAUGGUCCUAUAUCUCAAACCACUUCUCAAACAAGUUCCAUCCCAGCUUUGAGUCAGGUACCAACAACUAAGGUUUCAGAGCUAAACCCUAAUGCAAAAGUAUGGGGGGCCCAUAUGUUACAUUUGGAAGCAAGUAGUGCAGCUGUUGGUGUGAGUGCGGCAUGGGAGGAAGCACCUGGCCAUUCAGCAGACUGCAGCCAGCAGGCUUUGGAUGCCAAUGGUGAUGGUGACAAAAGUCUUGAGAAUGCAGCUUUACCAGACUUACAGGAGUCAGAUCAGACAGACAUGAGCACUCUUGCUCUGGACCACUCAGAAUAUGAACCUUUGCCUGAAAACAGUGAAACAGGAGGGAAUGAGUCUCAACCAGAAAGCCAGGAAGAUCCCCGUGAAGUACUUAAAAAAACAUUGGAAUUCUGCUUAUCUAGGGAGAAUCUUGCUAGUGACAUGUAUCUCAUAUCGCAGAUGGAUAGUGAUCAAUAUGUGCCAAUUACAACGGUAGCUAACCUUGACCAUAUCAAGAAACUCAGUACUGAUGUGGAUUUGAUUGUUGAAGUGCUAAGAUCUUUACCUUUAGUCCAAGUGGAUGAAAAGGGAGAAAAAGUAAGGCCAAAUCAAAAUCGUUGCAUAGUAAUAUUGCGUGAAAUAUCGGAAUCUACCCCUGUGGAAGAAGUAGAAGCACUAUUUAAAGGAGGUAAUUUACCGAAAUUUAUAAACUGUGAAUUUGCCUAUAAUGAUAAUUGGUUUAUUACAUUUGAAACAGAAGCUGAUGCACAGCAGGCUUACAAAUACCUGCGAGAAGAAGUCAAAACUUUUCAAGGAAAGCCAAUUAAGGCACGGAUAAAAGCAAAGGCAAUAGCUAUAAACACAUUUUUGCCAAAGAAUGGAUUUAGACCUCUGGACAUGAACCUUUAUACACAGCAGCGUUAUACAGCAUCAUUUUACUUACCUCCAGUAUACAGUCCCCAGCAGCAGUUUCCUCUGUACAGCCUGAUCACCCCCCAGACAUGGUCAGCAACACAUAGUUAUCUUGAUCCACCUUUGGUAACUCCAUUUCCAAGUACUGGAUUUAUAAAUGGGUUUACAUCUCCAACCUUCAAACCUACGGCAUCUCCUCUGACAUCACUCAGACAGUAUCCUCCUAGAAGCAGGAAUCCUAGUAAAUCUCAUCUGCGCCAUGCAAUUCCCAGUGCAGAGAGAGGGCCCGGGCUACUAGAAAGCCCUUCAAUAUUUAACUUCACUGCAGAUCGAUUAAUUAAUGGUGUCCGGAGUCCACAGACGAGGCCAACAGGGCAAAGUAGAACACGAGUACAAAACCCUCCAGCUUAUGCCAAGAGAGAGGUCGGGACUGGGCGAGUGGACCCAAGUAGUCUUGAAUCCUCUCCUGGUUUAGGGAGAGGAAGGAAAAAUUCCUUUGGAUAUCGGAAGAAAAGGGAGGAGAAGUUUACAAGCAGCCAGACUCAGUCUCCAACGCCACCAAAGCCCCCAUCGCCAAGCUUCGAACUAGGACUGUCCAACUUUCCUCCAUUACCUGGAGCUGCAGGCAAUUUGAAAACAGAAGACUUAUUUGAAAACAGGCUAUCUAACUUGAUUAUAGGAUCAUCAAAAGAAAGAAGCCUCAGUACAGAUGCAAGUACGAACACCAUUCCUGUCGUCGUCCCCAGAGAGCCCUCUGUGCCAGCUUCCUGUGCUGUAACAGCAGCGUAUGAACGAUCCCCUUCCCCGGCCCAUUUACCCGAGGAUCCCAAGGUGGUAGAGAAGCAGAGGGAAAACCACAGUGUGGACAGACUCCCUUCUACCCUUACUACAACCGCAUGUAAAUCGGUGCAAGUGAAUGGAGCUGCCACAGAAUUGCGGAAGCCCAGUUAUGCAGAGAUUUGUCAGAGAACGAGUAAAGAGCCUCCUUCCUCCCCAUUGCAACCCCAAAAAGAACAAAAGCCAAACACUGUCAGUUGUGGGAAGGAAGAAAAGAAGCUCCCUGAGCCUGUGGAGAGAUACAGGGAGUCCCCUGCGCUCAAGUCCACUCCUGGAGCUCCCAAAGAUCAGAGGAGGCAGCCUGGGCGCCGACCCUCACCCUCAGCUGUUGGGAAGCGUCUCAACAGAGAACAGAACACUCCCCCCAAGUCUCCUCAGUGAAAACCGGAUGCCUGGGAGGAGGGGUCACAAAGAGCUAUACUCACCACACACAAAACUCUCCCUACGCAGUACAGAAUGAGUUGCUGGUUAGGAGCUUGCAGUGUCUGAGAGGCCUGUGGGAUGCCUGCAAGUUAGUUUUCUUCUGUGAGUUGGAUUUUUCCCCUCUUGAAAAAAAAAUCUAUUUUUCAGGAUUUAAUUGAUAUAAACCUUAUUUUAGGUUGGUGCUUAACUGGAGGUGAUGCAUAAGUCUGAUUUUUUUUUUCAGGAUAGAAAAUGCAUUUAUCCUAACAAAUUGAUAUUUUUUAUUAAGCCUCCAUGUGGCUCUGAAUGCAACUAUAUAUAGAGAUUUUCUAAAUUAAGGGAACUAUGCUACUUUUUUUUUUUUUUUUGUUAAUAAAAUAACUGGUCUGCAAGUGCAUAUGUUUAGGUGUCCCAACAGAUAGAUGAGGGCUAAUGGUGCUGGCAGGGGCACCCUCAACCUCACAGCGGAAGGGGCUGAUAGUUUCAGGGCACCAACAUAAUGGCAUAGGAGCUGGGUUUUCAUCUAAACCCUUAACAGGUGAUUCUAGCUUUAAACACACAAAAAGAUAUAUGUAUAUAUAUAUAGUCCUGUUUUGAUCUAGUGGGCAGAAUAAACCUGCAGAGAGCACCUUAGAAAAGAUCUGAAGAAACCUUUGAGUUUUAAUGUACUGCAAGCAGGUAACCAGCUUCUCACUCCAGUUUCAAGUGGCUAUAUGUAAAAUAAAUUUAAAGCACAUUGUGAAUAGAACCUAAGUGAAAAUAUAAGCUUUGUUGCCCACUGACAAAGAUACCAUGAAGUUGUACCAUGAUGUUGUUUUGAACCCUGUGAGCUGGCUGCCUGGCUCCUGGCCUAUGCGCCUGCUCCAUGCACAUUUCUGUCCAUGUUCCCCAAGCACUCUUGUUGGAGAGUCCACAUCUUAGUCAGCUCCAUGUGGACAUCUUCUUGUACCUCUGCACCGGCACAUGGAUUUAAAAGUAUGUAACCGUGAGAGAAUGGUGUUGGUGGUGUUCCCCCUCUUUGGCUGGUGAAGGACAGAAAUUGCUGGUCUUUUACCUCCAAGGUGAGGGUCUCAUUGAUUUACUUCUAGAAGUGCUACACUUCUGAAGAACAAGGAUGCACUAAAGUUAGCAAGUUUAUAAUAAAGUUAAAUAUAAAUUAUUUUGUUUUAAAAUGCCUAACAUUUUUCUUUAAGUAUUCUAAGCAGCAGACGUUAAAAUAUUUCCUGCUAAAUGUAACCAUACAGUUUAUCCCACAAAAUGUUAUGUAACAAGACUGAGGGGUUUUUAGAAGAAAAAUUAUUUCCAUCCAAUAUUUAAAGACUUGAAUUUUAUUUAAACUUGAAAAUGACUUUGCCUUAACUUUUGUAUAAGACAGCUUAGAGCUCAUGGAGCCCGGCCCCUGGUUGGCAGGAGUGGAUCAGAGUUACUCAGUUACCGUGUGGAUCUCUUGUUGUUAGAUUGCUGAGUAAGCAUACUGUAGUACAAGAACUAGCAGUAGUUUUUGUAAUAUACCUUACAGAUCUUCAACAGUUGAUCUUUUUUCAGAUUGUUGAAAAAUCCUGUAAAUGCAAAUAGUCGAUACUGUAUUAAAUAUGUGCACUUGGGAGUGUGCUUUGCUUGUACAGUUGUAAAUAAUCAGAACAUAUUAAAAAGGUACCCUACAGAGAAAAAUCUGAUAAAAAUUAUUGAUAUAUUAUAAAUGUUGCUGUUGACCUGGAUGUAGAUAAACUAAAUGUUGUGGUUUGAACAUUAUUUUAAUUUGUUGAGGUUAUUUUUUUUUCUCUUAUACUGGUGUGUUGAACUGAUUCUGCCUCUGCUGCAAAAGGGAAAUGGAGAGUAUUAUUAAAGCCUUUAAUGUGCUCAUGACUUCAAGUAUGUAAAUGCAUACUAAUCAUAUCUAAUGUGAAAGGGGCUUGAACUACAAUUUGGAAAGUAGAAACUGGCAGGAUCUUCAAAUGAAAGUAAAAAAUAAUCUACUAAUUAAAAUCAUAUAUUGCUAAGUGUGAUUUAAUUUAUCCUGCCAGAGGAAAACAUGUCUGAUGUAUGUGACCAUUUCCUUCAGAGCAAUUGCCAUUAUUCAGAUACACAGAAUUACACAUAGUGCUAGUAUGUUCUAAAUGCCUGUUAAAGGAACAUGGGAAUUAAAUUUCCUUGUAAUUGUCAGCUCACUGACAUAAAAUAAAAGUCAGAAAUAAUCUCUUAAAACCCAAACUAAAGCUGGAGGGUCCUUCAUACCACAUUUUGCUGGAGGAGGGGCCAACACAUUGACAGCCAUCCUCAUUCUCAAAUCACAAUGCUCAUAGGGUAAGUCCAUGGUUUUUAAUGAGAAAUCCUUUCCCCAGGAAGCAAGCAUUGCAGACGUGUGUGGGUAGGGCCAGCUCUGGUCACUCACUGUAUCUGUCGGCUGGAAGUAUGUAAAGCUCAGCAGCUGCACAGGAGCCAGUGGGCACGUGGCAUAGUGAGAGUGCUGUUUGGUGAGUGCUGCUGCCGUCUGGACAAGUCAGGACACUGUAAUUACUGCUUAGCCAGUGACCAUCUGGCAUUGAGAACUGAAACUUGCUCAGAUGUGAUAUUUAUAGCACUCUUUUUAAUUACGCAUAGAUGAUAUGCCAAAUAGCUAUAUAAUGUCCAAAAAAAAACCUUUCUGAUAAUUCUUGGCGAUUUUUCCGCUCAGAAAAAGGAGUUAUCAUAAUAGGAAGCUGUGAGGGUGCAUGUGGACUGUUGCUAUGUCAUAUACAGCUAAUGAUUUGUGGUUUUCAUACAUUUUUUUAAUUUACUCAUUCCUUCUAGUGUCUCAGUUUAUAGAAUCAGAGACACAGUAGUCACAAAUGACAUUUUAACUUGUAAAGUUGUGUGAUGAUACUUAUCCUUUGGAAAUAUAGGAAUAAGAAUCUGGCUCUGUUUCACCAGACAUGAAUUGCGAGUAAUUGCUCUCUUUAAAAGUUGGUGUCAUGAUGUCUCUGAGCAGUCCCUCCUGUCACUGCAUCACUGGUGCCACUGCUGGGUGGCAAAAAGUCUUAUGUUGCUGUAUUAGUCAGGAUUUCUGCAGUUUACAUUUAAAAACUGGUUCAGUGUAUCACAGCAGGUGACAAAUGGUGCAUACCUGUCUUUGUAUCCCCUUCAGUGAGCUGUAGUUGUGGGUUUGUGUGCUUUGUAGCCUGUUACACACAAAGCAGCAGACAAUCGAAGAUUCCAGAAGCACUAACAGCUGCCAAGUCACAGAAUGGGAGUGUCAUGUGGAAGCUUUCUUGAAGGUUUUUGUUUUUGUUCUACUUCUUUUCAUUAAGACUGGAAUCAAGCUUACGUGUAAACUAUUGGUAAUUUAAGUUUCCUUUUGUGUCAUUCAGUGUAAAACUGUCUAAUUUGGAAAAAAUGUAGGUUAUGAAAAAUAAAGAUUUAGGCACUGUUCAAUUUAUCUUUUGAUUUUUUAAAUUAAAAUUUUCUUCAAGAAUCUAUAUUUUUAAAAUGAUUUUUUUUUUGUCUCUUUCCAUCGGUGUGCAAGAGGAAAAUACACAAGUGCCAAAUGUAGUUUGAGUUGUAAAGGUUUCCCAACCCCGCCUGUCAGUCAACCACAGUGUAAGAAUUCCCUCUCAUGAUAGGAUCAGUGUUCAUGCAUGUAGUCGUUACACCCGAGUUUUACCACAAAGAUAAAUGUCCCUGGAUCAGGAUUUUUUAUUUCUUUUAUUAGAAUUGUGAUAUUUCUCCUGACAUCUACAGUUAGUAGAGUUGAUGUUGAAUCACUGUGGUUUUCAGGUCAUAAACAAGUUGGAUCUCAAGGGCAGGGUAGCUAACGCAUAAGCAACAGCGCUGCCUGCAAAGAGCUGAAGAUGGGAAGAGUUCUUCGUUACUGAUUUUAGUGGGCAACUGAUCUGAGUCAGAUGUUGGUUAACUGAUUUUCCUCUUCUGUGAAUUGCCUUCUCAUACCCUUUAUCCAUUUUUCUACUGGGUUAUCUUUUUAUUGAAGUACCUGUUGUGACUUUCUUUGUUUUGGAGUUUUUGUUUUCAGUUACUAGGUAGUACAACUUAGACCAGUCCAUCUCCUUUGUGGUGAGUCUUGAUCUUGUUUAAGAAGUCUUUCCCUAUUCCAGAGUCAUAUUUUACAUAUAUUUGUGUUUUAAUCCAGUGGAAAUUUUGGUCUAGUGUAUAUGUGUGGUCUGAGGUAGGAACUCAAUUUUAAUUUUUUGCCAUAUAGGAGGUUUCUUUUUCCAGUGUCCUUUACUAAUUAGUUCCUUGUCUGUCCUCUGAUUUGUAGUGCCACUUGUUACUUGAGAGUCACUACCUCCAUAUGCCUGGGUCUUUAUCUGAGCUCUAUUUUCUGUCUUUAUUUUUGCUUCUAUACUGGCAGGCAUAACAUUUAAUUCUCCCGGCAGUCUGUGUAUCUGAGCAUUUCCUUUACAGACUUGUCAUUCGCAAUUCAUUGUGCUCCCCAAAGGCAGGAAUUACACCCAUCUGAGUCACCAUCACAUCUAUUCUUCAUACAAGGUCUGCAACACAGUAGAUGCUCAUCAAAUGCGUGUUCUCUGUGCACAGCUCUUGCCUCAGAAAUUUAGAAAGAAAUAGGGUGUGGUUUUGAUUUGAUAUCGAUACAUAAAAUGCCACCCCAGAACUUAGUGGCUUGAAAUGGUCAUAACUGUAGAUUUGCUGCUAGGCAUGGCCAGUGACAGUGCUGAGGCUGGGUUGGUCUAGGCC
This is a messenger RNA of Castor canadensis (American beaver), 7776 nucleotides long. NCBI's taxonomy places the organism in Eukaryota, Metazoa, Chordata, Mammalia, Rodentia, Castoridae. The record is from RefSeq and is a predicted model, not a curated record.